This is a messenger RNA of Penicillium cinerascens, 549 nucleotides long. Its product is annotated as nucleoside deaminase. The coding region runs from base 1 to 549 and encodes 182 amino acids. Gene Ontology annotation, molecular function: guanosine deaminase activity. The record is from RefSeq and is a predicted model, not a curated record. Gene Ontology annotation, biological process: purine nucleoside catabolic process. Lineage: Eukaryota; Fungi; Ascomycota; Eurotiomycetes; Eurotiales; Aspergillaceae. The transcript has a single exon.
AUGGUACAACCCAAUGGCCCUAGCAAGCAGGGUGCAAGCGAACCAUCAGGCCUCACCCCUCUCACCCCGGCGCAACUCGACCAAGGCGCAUCCAGGUGCCUCGCCCUCCAAGCCUCCGCCCAGGACCUCCAUCUGAAAAGACCAUUCGUGGCAAUUCUGCUAGCACCGGACAAUGAGACUCAAUUAAUGUCGUCCCUCUCAUUGUCGCAUGUGCGUCACGCCGAAUGUGAAUUGGCGCGCAAUGCCGCCGACAACUACUCCUGGGACUACCUCGCCGGAUGCACCAUGGUCUCAACCUGGGAGCCAUGUGCCAUGUGCGCCGGGACAAUUUACUGGGCGCAUAUCGGGCGACUGGUGUAUAUCGCGUCGGAGAAAACUCUGCAACAAUUGACUGGCCAAGGAAAUUCGGAGAACCUCACGCUGGACCUCCCAUGCCGACAGAUCUUCGACGCAGGUCAGAGUAAGGUGGAGGUGAUCGGACCGUUGACCGAAGGGUGGGAGGAGAAGGUUGCUGAAGAUAGUAGGCGAUAUUGGUCGAAGCAUGGCUAG